This is a messenger RNA of Xyrichtys novacula (pearly razorfish), 13865 nucleotides long. The record is from the annotation of a GenBank genome assembly. Lineage: Eukaryota; Metazoa; Chordata; Actinopteri; Labriformes; Labridae.
AACCUCUCUUACUCUUUAAGACUCAUGCUCAUACUUUUUAAGUGUCUGGCAGGAGCUGAAGUUUAAACAUCCCUGAAAUGAAGAAAACCUACUGAACGGGCCUCAUGGAGCAUCUCCAAGUGUGUUCAAGAGCUGCACGUGAUUAGUUUGACUGCUCAUUCUGUGGACCACAUCCGCCCCGUUUAUGGGUAUGUCCAUUUCUUUGACCUUAACUCCUAUUGGUUGAGAAGAAAAGUGAAAUUUCCAGACUGACUGCUUUGUUUACUAGAGUAGCCAGUGCUUUUGCUUUUUGCGACUUUCUAUGUGCUUUUGCGUGCUCUGAAUGAACAAAUGAUCCUGCCUGUGUUUACUUGUGCACAUGUUGUUAAGUGGAACUAGAUCACAUUUAAGACAGCCUCUGCCAUAGGCGAGCUUAGAAAGCGGGGCAUGGCGCCUGCUUCCUGCCACUGGCUGUGAUUUGUACUGUAUCUGGUGUCCCAUUCACACAAGUAACCAUUCAGCAAGGCAGAGAAAGACUGAUAGAGGGAGAAAGAGUACACUGCCAGCUGCCAAUAACUGAACCAGUAGAUCUUUUAGGACCUGUUGCAGCAGGUUUUUCUUUCUGUAUAUCUUAUUUCUGGACUACCCUGGACCAGUGCCAGACACAUGCAUGAACUCACACAUGCACACACACAGGAUGGGGAUGAUACUCCUAGCUGCCAAAAUCUGAAACCAGCCCAUCAACCAUUUCAUACAUAUUUGGACAGUCAAUUUAAUCCGAGCGCUGCACUGUCAGGACUGUUAGGGAGGUGUGGAGUGCACGGAUCCACGAGGCGAGCAGAUAUAGAUGUUUACAGAUGUGGCUACAGGUGUGAGUGAGGAAAUCUAACGCUGACGCUGCAAAUCCACAGAGAGAAGAGGGGGCUGUUAUUGAUUGCAAAAGUCCAGGUGAGUUAAUUUAGUCGCUUUACAAACAGUUAGGGUGUUGAUGUUAAAAUGAACUUUUUUUCUUCUCUUAAACUCACAUGAUUUCAACAUGUUUGACUUCACUUUGUAAGUCUGAUGAUGAGAGAGAGAGAGAGCAGUGCUGCCCUGUUAGUGUUGGCACUGCUGCAGGCAAUGAAUGUAGGUUAACCUUUGCAAACUUGGAGCGGCUGCCUUCACGUGUCAACACUGCUGGCUCAACUCUGUCAGUGUAUUAUCCUGACAAUUAGCCUUAUCUCGUUUCUGUCUGCUAAUAAGUGUAAACAUGAGUAGAUUAGCCCAACCUCAUAAAAACAUGUCCUAAUAAGAAACACACUAAUACUGGAUGUAUAGUGAUGGUCUGUGUUAUCCCACAGCUAUAGAAAAUUCUGGUCGGCAGGACAACUCCAAAUUAACAAAAAAAGUAAAUUACACCUCAGAAGAAGGCAAGUAAAUGUGUUGGAGCUUUUAGAAUAAUAACCUAUCAUUCCCAAUUCUUUUAAAAGCAACCUUUAAGAGAUCAGUAACAGCAACCAUAGUUUAAGACGAUAGUGUCACUUACAAAAGCAACUAAAAGACAAAAAUAAAAAAUAAAAAUAAGAGUAAAAGCCAUUAAAUUCUCCAAAUGAGAUAAUUUCUGAUUCAGUAUUAUAGUUGCUUUCUAUUUUAGAGCAUUUCCCCUGAAAAAGGAAAAAUAUCACUGGGACAACUAAGCAUUACAGCUCCCUACUACAUUUAUUUAAUACUGAAGAACAAACCAGGCAUAAUUCUGCAAGUUCUGACAGUAUAAACCUGGCAGUAGCCUCACCCAGCAUAAAAAAAAUUCCCUUUGUCAAUACUAAAUUAAAUAUCUUUGCUUUGAAAUCAGGACUACACACUGCAAAAGCUAAUAUCAAGCAAGUAUUUUUAUCUUUCAUAUAUUGGACUUAAAAUGAACCUGACAAUACAGAUGAAAAUCUUAUUUCAAAACAUUACACACCCAGAAUCAAAAUAAUUGCUUUUUAAAAAAUUUUGUUUAAUUAGUUUGUUUAGUUUUUGCAAAAAUAAAACAAAACAUCUGCUUAGCUUGAAGAUUUUUGCAGUGUAUCUUAGUACUCCAAUCAAAAUAAUGUAAUGCAAUAAAAAAUAGGAUUGUUGUAUUACAGCAAAAGCAUAAUCUCAUAUUAAAGUAGAUUUAUAGAAACUCAGCUGGAAUAAUUUGAAAGAAAUACGAUAUGUUUGAUAACUAUUUUCAAAUGACUGAUAGCUGUUAGAUAAAAAGGGUUGUUUAAAAGAGUACAUGCAGGUAAACAACUGCAGGUACUCUUUUAUUUUGUUUAUAAAAGUCUUUAAACUUCAGCACUUAUCCUGCAGAUCAAAUUUCUGGGUUAACUAUGAAGAUUUAGUGAUGUAGACGGGGAAUAAGAGAUACACAGAUAAAGAGGAGAGAUGUAAAAACACAUCACUACACCAUCUUAUCUACAGCUGCUUGGCUCUCACUUCUGAGGUUUACCUGUUGGCCUUUUUCCUGACCUUGCUGAUAAUGCUGUAUUAACUGUGUGUUACUUGUAAUCACACCCCCAGGUUUACAAAAGAGGACACUAAUACUCGGGUAAGGGAUUUGACAGCACACAUAAUGUGUGGAGGGAAACGUGAGGUCUUUGGGGCAUCCAGAUGGAGUUUAAAUCAAACACUGCAGCUACUUUAUUUCAAAGUGCGCAGGAUACAUAAAUUGCUCUAAACCUAAAAAGGACAAAAUGUGUUUAUUUAACCUAGAUAGGCUAAAUCGAUGCGUUUUUCUUUAUUGUCUCUAAUCCCUCUCAAUCAUAAAUGACCCCAAAUGCAGUCAUGUUUGGCAUCACAAUCUUGACUAAUGUACGGUCUUUGCUGAUCGUAAAAACAAUCAUACAGCAUCAGUUUUGUGACUGCUGCGUUUGCUCUCGACUUCUCUUAAUUCGUAACUGAACUAAGAAAAGGUUGUUUAAUGCUGCAUUUUUAUCUCAGUUAUUCUAACCUCCUGUUCCUCUCCUUUUAAUACAAAUAUUAUAGUUUAGUGCUCUGAAGUUAGCCGUCCAUUUAAGUUCAGAUGUCUUGAGUGUCGCUGUCCCGUCAUACGGCAACACUUCAUUAGGAAGCACAUCAAGGGUUAAAACUGUCAAAGGUUUGUAUUUAUUUGGCUUUUCUUCGUCAAAUGAUUGUAGAACUUUUAAAGUAGGUAACUAAUACAAUGUCACCAUAUAGAGCUCGGACUAUGGGCUAUGGGAGUCCAUUGCUUGGUUGAGUUUGUGCGGUAGCAGCCUGAUGCCUGCGUGACCUGACAGACAUUGACGUCUAAGCCAAGCCAAGGAAGGGUUAAUGAAUCUAUGAUUGACUUAUCUGGAAACUUGAGCUUCUUUGCAGAAAUAUCGGAUCAAACCAAAAUCAUGUUCUUUUCGUUCAAUUACUUAAUCAAUAUAUUUUAGCCAAAACAAGGAAUGUGAGGUUUGCCCCCCAUUAAUGUCAUCGCAUUAGAUCUUUUAUUAACUGGUUUAAACUGCAGAAAUUAUUACAGCGAGCAAAACCCAUUGGACUGUUUUAUCACCCGUGCAAAGGAUUCAUUCUUUUUUUGCUGUCUAUUCUGAUCUGUGACACUUAAUUAAUUUAGUUAAUUAUGUUUUUGUUUUUUUAACUGAAAAGGUGUAGCUAACAACUGAUAUCAGUGAAACAUGACCAUACUUCUUUGUUUGAAUAAAUAUACAUGUGUAAAAUAUAGUAGAAAAAAAAAGUGUAGUCAAGAUCCACAAGAUCAUUUCUAAGGUGUGUAUAGUUAACUCAAGAAAAGCAACUAAAUUUGACGACUCGACAACUCAACUUUACUUUCAUAGACUUCUUUUUGCUCAAACAUCAGCCCCAAGGACUUAUUAUGAGACUGUAUUUAAUUUUAUUGUAAUUUCUGAACUCAUAUAAUAAAGUAAAGCAAAAUCAAAAGCAGGCAAUAAAAAAAAAUCACAAAUCACUGAUGAAACACGUAAAACUGCCAUAUAAACUUGAGCGCUCAUGAUCCAGGUUAUAAAUACUUCCUAGUAAAUGCCCUUUAUUUACUCACUUACUGACUUGGACUAUUAUAAAUCUCAUACAUCAUAAAAUCUUUUGGCUACUGAUGCAGAGAGAACCGUGCUGAAGACUUAAUUGUCAGUGACAUCUUGUGGUAGCCAAAAAAUGUGAAGUGGGCAUGUCUUCAUACUUGUCAUCUCACGAACAAGGGCAACAUUGUUUAUACUGUAGCAACUGCACUAUUUAUUUUCCCUAAGAGUUUGUGGGGUAACCAUGACUACCGAUUGAAGACAUAUACAAAGCUUAUUUGAACCUUUUCAUGUUCUAAUAAUCCUCUCUAGUGACCUUCAUUGUUAUUUCUGCUCGGCUUCACUUGGUAACUCUCCUGUAUCAACAUUACGUCAAACCCACAGAGCUCUGAAAUUGAUUUUCUGGAAAGAAAUACCCCGUGAUCACAACACUUACAGCUGUUAGUGGAGAAUUGUCAGAUUAUUUCAAACAUCUGGGAGAAAAUCAUCCCUCAUGCUGCACUGUAUGCUUAUUCUGCAGUUUUUUUAAUCUUUUAGUCUUGUUUUUGUCAAAAGUUGCCUGAGAUGGCAUGUGUACCAACACUUUAAAAAGUAUUUUUUUAUAUAAAACAACAAGAUAAGACAAGUGUAUUUUCUGGGGAAAAUGUUUUGACUCACAAUGACCUAGAAUUUAUUUUCCUGUGGGAUACUCUAAGAACCGCAAGUGCUUAGGCAAUAUUGUGAUGUUGCUCGAGGGAAAACUGUAAAAAUGUGAGUAAUAGCAAAGAUAAUUUCAGUGGAAGGGCUUUCUGGUUGAUUAUAAGCUAGGAAACAUUUGACAGUGGGAAUCUUUAAGAAGAAUGACAAGGAAAACAAAUAUCAGUCUUUCUAAGAAGUGGCUUUAAUUUUUUUAGAGUAACCAGGCCCAGGACUGGGACCUCUGACCGCUGAAAGACAUACAAAAAUAUAAUUUCCAUAUCUUCUUUUUUACUCAAAAUGUGUCCUAUCUGAGUCACAAAUAUCUUUUUAUUUUUACAAUUUUCCUUGAAACACUGGUAAAAAAAACAAACAAACAAAAAAAAAAAGUGUUCUUCCCCCCAACCUACGUGUCCCCUAACUUCAGUAGGUCUGACCCUACAGCUGUUCCUGUACAUUGUCGUAAUGGCAAGUAUCAGGCACACAAAAAAAGGGGGACAAAGAAGAAAACAGAGAGGUCUAUGGGUAUUCAUAAAUAUUUGUUGAAGUCGUUAAGUACUGAAAAAAUAAGUGACAUGUGGCACAGCUGCUCGGUUUUAAACCUCGCUUAAAUUGUUGGCAGUAGCUCAGGAGGUAGAGCGGCCGUCCAAUAACCAGAGGGUUACAGUUCAAUUCCCCCCUACCCCUAGUCUGUCCAUUGUGUCCUUGGGCAAGACACUUAACCCACCUUGCUCCUAGUGUUGGUCCUCAACUGGUGUAUAAUUGUGAGUGUUGUGUGGUGGUGGUCAGAGAGGCCAUAGGCGCAAACUGACAGCCACGUUUCUGCAGUCUACCUCAGAACAACUGUGACUACUUAAGUAGUUUACCACCAUCAAGGUAUGACUGCGUGAGUGAAUGAAUUAUGUAUCCAAUGUAAAGCGCUUUGAGGGUCUCUGAUAAAGCGCUAUAUGAAAUCUGGUGCAUUAUUAUUAUUAUUACAUGUUGAUGUCUGUUAGCUUGUAUAUAACCACAUGUCCUCUCUGACUAUAUAUGACAGCAGAGCAGGUGGCACAAGAGAGCUCGAGAGUUGUUUUAGCUUCAAAUUUGGCCCCAACUUCCACUAUAUUUUCACUAUCCAUUAUCUUUUCUAGAAAGCAGUCGAAUGUUUGUGAUUUCUCAGAUUCCCCUCAGUUUAUGUCCUGAUAUACAGCUGCAUGAAACUAAACUGUCAAAGGAAAAUAGCUGCUGUGAGAAAAAAGUCGAUAUAGAGGCGUACAAACCCAGUCUCCAUCUUUGCAUGUAAAACUUGCACAUCAAUGUAUUUCCACGUGUACAUUCACAAAGUCAGGGAGAUUUGCUCGCUGUAUUAGUCCACAUGCACAUGCACACCGCUUAUUAAGUUACAGCUACUCCUACUGUAAAUGCAUCUGUUCUGGCUUGUGGCGGAGUGUCUGUCAAGUAGAGGAGAGGAUUUGUUGCCACAGUGGUGAAAAGGCAAUCUCUCAGCUUUCACAGUAUCACUUAAACCUCUUUUGAUCCAAACAGAAAGAACAGUGAUGGUCACCUCUCUGUUUUUUCUCACACACACAUACAUUUAUACAUCGCAGGAGAAGCCAGCCCCUCUCUUUCUCUGCUUCAGCAUUAUUUAGCUUUGCAUGACCUAACAGCCAUGGUUUGAUGGCACUUUUAAUGAGCUUGGUGUAUGUCGAGGGCUGAGGUUACUCUUACUGGAACCCGGGCCACGUGUCUGUCAUCUCUGCUCAGAUCAGAUAACACUUUUUUGCACUCAGCCGGAUAAACUUCUGGGCUAGUUUUGCCCAUAGGUGUCAAACUUUGGUGUUUUAAAAAAAUCGUCUUGAAAGUGAUCUUAACUGUUCACACGCUCGCACUUGUUCUGUCAGCAAGAUUCAUUGUGAAUUUACAGUAAGGGAUGACUCAGUAGAUUUGACCUCAAAGGCUCAGUGGGUGAAAGUGCUCUGUCACAAAAAACCAAAAGACAUCCUCCCUGUCAAGUGCCAACAGGAAUACAAAAUAAACAGAUAAAUUUCCUUUUUUCAGCCAUUUAAGGGUUUAGUGAUUAUUUUACAUUUUUGACACUCUAAGUUUGGUAAGAGAAAUAACAUGACACAUACCUGUAUUUUACACACAGAGCUAGACUAGAAGCUGUUAAACUUAUAGCUUAGCAUGAGGUUGGACAUAACUAGACAAUUCUGUUUAUGCCUGCGUUUUCUCUCUCUUCACAGAGACAGAUCUUGGUGCAGAAAGUCACACUCCUCAUUGAACCCCAGCAGCAGCAGCAGCAGCAGCAGCAGCAGCAGGUCUCAAACAUUAACCUCUAAGUCCAGGAGACACACCUGUGAGCCCCGUGGGACCUCCUGCCAAAGGAUGGCAGAAUCACAGGUAUUGUCUAAAACAAUUUCUGUGCAACUCUGGAAAUAACAUCCGAUCUCAGUCUGAUUUAAGGCUGCAAUGUUGAAAGUUAAUUUCUUUUUUAAUUAUUCAGCUUUAGCUAUUUUCUGUAGAUGUCAUUCUACUCCUCAAGUCUAUAAGAAGUUUAAUAUAUUAUCUUGUUUUUUUCCUCCCCCAUAUACAAAGGUUUUAUAAUUUUACGAUGUUUAUGAACAUGACUCUGGCUGAGACAGUUUAUUUACUAUCAGACAGGAGGUUUUAAUGGCCUCAGGGGAUUCACAGUAAGCAUCUUGGCAGCUUCUUGCUCCAGAAAUGGGAUUUGAAACAGGAUUUACACAUUAAGCCUAGCCCUGAUUGGUUUGUCAACAGUUAGUGUAGAUUGUCCUUAACUUUUGUGCCCACUCUGAUGAUCAUCACAUCACAGACUUAGGAGGAUGUUUACCUUUCCCAGCAGGAGAGCAACACCUUCAGCUUGAGCACUACAGCUGCUGACCGGCGACACAGCACGGACGGGACCACCAUGUCAGGGUCAGGAUCGACGCUGGGACGAGGCCCUGUCGGCUCAGACCAUUACCACCCAUACCGUCGACAAUUCAACGAAGGAACGGUGUCGACUUCAGAUUGUCUGAGACAGUGCUCGUCUUCCUUCAGCUGUUUGCAGGAUGAGUGCCGCCCUGACACUGGUCCACACAGCUCAAGUGACGAGACAGCAACAUCUUGGGACCAGUACAACGGCAGUGUUCAGGUUUCUAGACUGAUGGUACAAUUAUUUGCUCCUCAAAUGUUUAUAGAAAAGCAGAUUUUACUUGUGGAACUUUAUAUAAAUCAAAACAGAACAAGAAGAGGCUAAGUUAGACUCUAAAAAAACACUGUAGCGCUCUGUGACUGAAGGCCGAAUCAAGAGCUUAGUGCUUCAAAUUAGUUUAUCCUUAUGAAAGCAGAAGCCUUGGGAAAAGUACAUGAUUUUGAGAGAACAUCAAUCUGGUUACUGUUUGUUUUCUUAAUGUUGCCCAUCUUUAUUUCUGCUAAGAAAAGAUUGCAUGUAGGAAAAAAAAAAGACAUCUUUAUAAGUCAUACAGCUACACCGUACAUUAACUGUUGUAGACUUUGAUCUCUUACUCAAUACGCCAAUCUAAAGUCAGACUGUAAACAAUGAUGAGGAAAAGGAAAUCUUGACCCUCUUUUUAAUGCUUAUCUGGAUAUGGCUAGCUUGAACAAAAGCUCUGGAAACUUGGCACCACCUGAAGAUAUGUCAUAGUUGGACAACAACUGAUGGGUCUGGUGAAUGCUCUGCUUCCAAACUGCUCGAUGUGCAAAUAGCCAAAUGUUUUGAUGGCAACCUUCAGGAUGAUUACUAAAAAUGUGUUUGAAAUGUAUUUCUGCUUCCUCCUGGUGGCCAAAAUAUUUGUGACAGUAACAUUCUCUGGCUGAAAUGGUUUUAUUUUGAAUUUUACAGUAAUAUUCAGUCAAGAAAGUGAAGAUGAGUAACUAUCUUUUUCCCUUGAAUUCGCAGAGUUCAUACACAGAACUACCAAGUGUUGGACCAGUAGACCCUCCCUGUUUCCUGUCUCAGAGUUAUCCAUCCUACAGCUCAUCAGGCGCAGUGCAACAGGUGAGGAGUCUGUUGGUUGAACCAAAGUGAAGUUUUAUGUCUGAAAGUUUUUAAACAUGGGUAAGAGAGUGAAUAAUUACCUCGGAAGCACAAAAUGAUGGUGAUUUCAAUAAUUUUAUGAACCAGUAACUGAGACAUGUCAAAAAUAAGAAACUGCGUAAUUUUUGACCUUGAGUAACACUUGUAGCUGACUGGUUUCAAGUUUAUAGUUUAUGUUGUUUGUGUUUUCUACAGGUUUCAUCCAGGCUGCACUCUAAUAAUGAUCAGUCCAACGGCUCGAAGUAUUCUCUACAAAGUUUCUCCAGUCAGUCUCACCAAGAGAGCCCCACACAGUCCCUCUUCCCCAAGCCUGUUUAUUCAUACAGGUAAAUCUGCACCACAUUCUGCCAUAAAUUUGCCAAAAUGUCAUUAUUCCAGUGAUUAUUUGUGGCACACCUUUGACUGAAGUACAAAACCUAACCUACCAAUCCUAAAAUAUGAAGUGUAAAAUGUUUCCCUCGUGAUUCCAGCAUUUUGAUCUUCAUGGCUCUGAGGAACAGUAAAACGGGAAGCCUGCCGGUCAGCGAGAUCUACAGCUUCAUGACUGAACACUUCCCCUAUUUUAAGGUACCACAAUUUAUGGUCUUUGAAUCACAAACACAAUUUCUCUUGGACAACUUGCAAACGGGGCUGUUGUAUGAAAGAGGCAUUAUAAAAUGUCAUUUAAAGAGUGUUCAGGAAAAUGGUUAACAUGUUUUAGAGCCCCCUUGUGACUGACUGCAAACUUGAUCAUGAAUCCCCUCCCUCUGUACUAACAAUUGGAACAUAGGUCAGAAAAUGAAAAUGCAUGUCCUACAAUUUUUUUUUUAGCACACUUUUUGUCAUAUUAGUUUUUGACACAUCAGUUUGAUUUUAAAGCUCCUGUGCAGAUUUUUUUGACAUUACUGAAAUAGACUGAAAUCCUCAUUGAUGCUUUUUUUAUGACAUAAAAAGCAAAAAUGACCUUAAGUAACAAGAUUAAAAAUUCUUAUAUAGUAAAUUUUAAUGCCUCAAUCCAGUGUGAAGGGGGAGGUGUCACCUAGCAGCUAUAGAAAAAGCCUUUUGUUACAGAAAUGUUCACAAUAAGAUACAUGUUUGACUGUUAAAUGUUAGAAAACACUACACGAGUAUGUUGUGGAGAAGAUAAAGAAAUAGCUUUGUCUGCAGGGGGUGCCAAAAUUGAGACACACCAAAAAAUUCUCACUAGAGCUUUAAUUUAAUCAUUUUAAUUAAUAUGAGGAUGUGCUGCCACAAUUGACAACUACGUUUACAAAAGGUAAACAAAUCCUAAGAUGAGUCAUUAGACCUUUUACAAAUAUGCUUUCUCUCAUCUGCUGUGGCCUGUACACACUUGAGGGAUCCACAACAUUUUUUGGUAAGCUUAAUGUUUAAGUAAGCAGAGGCGGUGUGACGGGAUUCCUGUGGCUCCUCCAUUUGUGUAUGUCUUAUCUUCAAAGUAUGUCACCACCUGAGUAAGUCAGCACCCGUCCUGUAGUAUUUUAGCUUCCUUUGCUAUAAGAGGGUCUGAAGAAGCCUGAAAAGAAGUUUAAAAAGGUGACAGGAAAAGGAAAACUCUCACUGUUGCAGCCCUGUAAUAAGUCCAACCAUUUCAUUUAAACUGAAGGAAAUGAAUGCCCGUAAGCGUACUUCUACACAUUUGCGGCUCUCUGAACAAAUUUCAAUUUAUUUGUUUACUCGCAUUGACAUUGUUUGCUACCAUUAGGCGGAAAAAUGUGGUCUACCGUUGCUCUUAGCACGCCUUAAAUGGAACAAAAGGUUUGUCACACCAGUUUCUCUAUCUCAUUCCUGAGUCUUAACCUUAGACUUUCUACACGAGCUUAAAAGUUCACAUUCAGGUUUGUAGCACGAGAUCAUCCCAAACCACAUCAGUGUUGUAGCUGGCACUAAUCACUCACAUGAAAUCCCUCUGAUGUCUGAUGAUGCACUGCACAAAGCAAUGGGCUACACCCACUCACAAGUGACACGGGACUGGCUGGGUAAAACCUGUUGAGGCACGAGGCUGGCAUGCAUCAGGAUAUGCACGAGGUAAAAGUGAAUGUGUCAGGUGUAGGUAGUUUGUUGGGAUAAAGCAAGAAUAGAGAGUUGUCGAGAGGGUACUUGCAGACCCUUGUGCUUUACUUUGGUCGAAUUAGCCAGCUGACGGGUUUAACUUCUGUUUCGGUCAACAAAAAGGAUUCCAGGUAUCUACACAUCACCUCUGGAAAGAGCUCAAAGACUUGCUGCCAUUCAUAUUCAAGAAGGUGCUGUAUAGAUGGCUCCUUUCCAAACAGCUGCCUGUCACAUCAAACUCAGGCUGCAGGGCCAAAAAUACAUGAGGCAGAUGAUUAGUGAUAAUGCAAAAGCUCUGAUUUUUUAGAUCUAUCUGGAAACCUUCUCAAUAUCUUCAAGUAUUAUGUGGUUCACUUCAGUUCAGUUCAGAGGGCACUUGCUAAGGCAUGUACAUAUCAAAUAUGUUUUGCAGAUGGUGGAAAAAUUAAUACAUUCGUUCCCUAGAGGAAGGGCAAGGAUCCUGGUCUCUGUGUAUGGAUUUUAGUGAAGUUGUAACUCAACAGUUCACCAAGAUUGUUGCUGAGUUACUUUGUGUAAACAGAGUCAUAGACAUGGUCAGUCACUGGGUGAGAGGGAAAAUCAUUCAAUUAAAAUGAAGAUAAAUAACAUGAUGAUUUGGUUGAAUUAAUGUUUUCAUAUCCAUUAACAGUGAUGUGGAUAGACCACAGUACGUCCUACAUGUGCUGUGCCAAAGUCUUGGAACAUACCAUUAAAAGUUUCUCUACUGAAAUCUAAAAAAGGGUCCUUUGAAUUGUAGAUGAGGGGGUCCUGCUGACCCGCCUCUCCAUGGUGAGGAGCUCAAGCCAUUUUUCCUUUUAUUUGCUGUGAGCCUCAAAAUAUACUCACCUGAUUAUUUCUUGCGGCCAAAAUGCGCCUGAAUAUUUUUACAGAAUAGUGAUGCUUGUUGUAUGAGUCAUUAUGAGUGGCUUUUAUAAUGCUAAACAAGGUAUAAUAAUAUAUGCAACAAUAUAUAUACAACACUAAAACACUAAAACUGGGCUCAUUACAACUUAAUAGUCAUCAAAUCCACUGGAUAUGCUUUCAUUUUGAAAUGAAGUACAUGCUACUCCUUGUCGAAAAUAACUGAUAAAACUGAAUUUAAAUGCUGCAAGUACAGUUGGAAAACCAUGAAAGCACUUUUUUAGCACCUUUGAUAGAGACAAAGGCUCUGGCAUUGUAUUUAAUUCACAAUAAAUGUUGGAGGAGCCACACUCCUGGAGGAUGGGAGCAAACACAGGACAUUUUCUUUGCUCGCUUGGGUUUUGUGCUCGAAUCAAAACACAAACUCCAGUAAGUCUGUACUCCCCUGGCAACCACUUACCUAGGUGGAAGUUGUGGCUAACUCCCCUAGGAGCUAAGCUAAUGAGUUGUAGCUGUAGCGUAGAAGAGUUGAGAUGAGGUUCCAGCUGCCUUUUUCAGCACCGAAGGUUGCCUCAUAAGAAAACUGAAAGAUUAAGAGGUUUAUACUGUAUGUACAGAGUAAACAAAAGUGCUGUUUGUCAAGUUAGGUGGUGCUUUAUCAAGACAUCUCCAAUAUCUGACUGAUCAUACAGGAAACGUUUCGAGGUGUUUAUUUAUUAUCAUCUUUUUCUACAUCUUAACAACCUGUCUUUGCUUCCAGACAGCCCCAGAUGGUUGGAAGAACUCUGUGCGUCACAACCUCUCCCUGAACAAGUGCUUCGUGAAGGUGGAGAACAAAAACGGGAACUCGUCCCGCAAAGGUUGUCUGUGGGCUCUCAAUCCAGCCAAAGUGGAAAAAAUGCAGGAAGAGCUGCAUAAGUGGCGCCGCAAAGACCCCAUUACUGUUCGCAGGAGCAUGGCAAAGCCAGGUGGGUUAACAAUAUCACUAGACUCACUAUCAAAGAACUUGAAAACAAUUAAACCAUACACCUCACAAAUUCAUGUGAGCUGUAUGAUAAUUUGAGAACUUUUUAAAUAAUUUUAACUGUUUUUAAUACCAAUAAUAUUUCCCACAGAGGACCUUGACUGUCUGCUGGGAGAGAGACCGGAAAAAUUCAGGUCUCUGCCACCUUACACCAAUACAACUUUGUUAUCCAGAGGGCCCCCCACAUACGGCAUCGCCUCCAUAUCCAGCAGCCCAGCCCAGCUUCAACCACCCUGCCUACCUGUUCCAUGUUCUCAAUAUGCAAACAUCCAACCCCAGCAACCCUGCUACCUGUCCCCUAGCACUGCUCAUCUCAGUAACUCAUUCGCCCUGUACUCACUCUGCGGACAGCCAGCAGCCGCUGCAAGCCUGAACUCACAUGUGGCUCCAAAGAUGCCGCCUGUUUACAGUGCCGCCCCACAGGCUGAUUACACCGCCGGGCACAGGAGCAUGCAAGAAUUUCUGUUGGAGGGAGACGCCACCUAUGACGUUGACACACUCGACCCGAGUCUGACUGAUCUUCAGCUGCAAGGUAUGAUAGAUUAGUAGACAAUAUGAUGAUUAGAGAAAGAACAAGCUGCAGACAUAAUGUAACAAAAGCAAGGAUGUCUUCUCUUGGAAUAAUAACAGUCAUGUAAAUUAAAACUUUAAAAUUCCCUAAUUUGUAAGUAAUCCAGGACUUUCUUAUGAUAUUUUCUGUCAUGUGAUUUUAGCACGCAGACGUUUUGGCAUAAAUCACAGACUUGAUAGAUCACUGAUGGCUCUGACCCAUAUAAGUGUCUCAUUGAGUCAUGACUGCGUGUCAACACAGCUCCUCCCUUUCUUAAGAAAAACUAUUUAGAUCUCAAUUCCAGUCAUCCAAACAAACGUGAACUGUUGCACAAUAAUAGCUCUCCAAAAUACUUCUGUCAUUGACUCAGGUAACUUGUGGGAGGAGUUACAGGAAGAAAGCUUGGUCUCUGAUGCCAAAGUAACCACCACAACCCCGUCCUUGACCUCUGCCCUGCGGGAGCAGCACUUCCAGAGAAGCUGCUUACAGAUCACGCCUCCUCCAGUCAGCGAGACAGCUGUCUGCCAACGUAAAGUAGGGUAUGAGGAUGGGAACCCGGAAGGUGGACGACAGACGGAUCAGCUCAGCUGUUUUAAUGGACUCCAUUCUGGGGUUUGUUCAGGGGUGGAGAGCCUGGCUGGGUAUCUGACCUCUUCUUGUACAGCAUCAAUCUCCCUGAUGUAA